AUGUUUACGCCGGCAGCAAAACGCCGACGUGUCGACGCGGCAAACGAGACGCUCCGGAAACCUUUCAGGUCGCCCCUGGUGCGGGACCGAGACCCAGGCCCAGGCCCAGGCCCGGACCGGAACCGGGAUGGCAGCACCGCGGCGGCGGCGGAUCCUGCGGCUGAAGAAGAAGAAGAUGACGACGAUGGUACGGCACCGACCGCAUCCACCGCGGCGGCGGUAGCGUCAUCGCCAUCUGUGAGGGUGGCCACCGGCGUGAAGACGGGAGGAGUAGCCGGUUUUGCCACGACGACGACACCACGGCAAGGGACAACUUGGAAGGCCACGCCCGUGAAGCAGAAACAGACGAUCAGCACGCCUACGCCUACACGUCGGCCCUUUAGCGUUCCGCGACCUCACAUCUCGCAGACGGGGGUUUCGCCUUCGCCGCUGCGGACGACGGCGGCGGGGUUCGUCGGUGCUAGGAGGACACAGGCUCCCGGGCUCGUUGGUGGUAGUAUGAAGAGUGAGAGGGAGGCGGAGGGCAGGGAGGAGAUUCUGCGGCAGGCUGAGCGGAUCCGCGGCGUUGGGGUCGGCGCUGUGGGUGGGACGAGUGCGGGUGAAGGGGGGGAGACGGACGAGGAGCUUGUUGAGUUGAUUGGCAAGUGGAGGGCGGCGAGCCGGAUUGCGGCGGAGGAGGUGUUUGAGGGGUCCCGAGAGAGGGUUGAGGGGAUGGGGGGGUUGAAGGCUUGGAGGAGGGCGAGGAGGGAGGAUGAGGUGAGGUUUAGGGGGAUGAUGGAGGAGGGGGAGAAGGGUGUUGGGAAGGGGAGGGGUUGUGAGGAGUGGGAGGAGGGUGAUGAUGGGGGAGGAGGAGAUGAGGGUGAGGGUGAGGGUGAGGAAGAAGAGGAAGAGGAAGAGGAGUUCACGAUGGGGACGAUGCUUCGGAGUAUGAAUAUCGAUUUUGAGAUUAUCGGGUAUGAUGAGGAUACUGGGUGGUGGAGGGACGGGUGA
Molecule: messenger RNA, 990 nt
Organism: Colletotrichum godetiae
Lineage: Eukaryota; Fungi; Ascomycota; Sordariomycetes; Glomerellales; Glomerellaceae
Exons: 2
Coding region: 1-990 (329 amino acids)
Biological process (GO): DNA recombination
Source: RefSeq, a predicted model, not a curated record